AUAUAAUCUAGAAGAUAUGGGUUUUCUUACGUAUAGAUUUUGUGUUUGACCCGUGUUUGUGAGAAAACACUUAACUUCCAGAGUUCUGCAUGCUGAGCCAACAUAUUUGAAGGAAUUAAGCCGUUCACAAUUCUUUUGUUCUGGGGUUGCUUGAGUUUAGUGAUGCUGAUAAUGAAGACGGGUCUAAAGUUCGACAGAGUGGUGUUAUUUCUGUGCAUAUUGGUGGUCAUUUUCAGAUUUGGGCUCAGAGAAGUUGAUGCUCAUAAAACUCAUCGAUAUCGCAGAACAAAUUUGCAAGUUGGAACAGAUAGAAUUUUGGUUGAAGCUCAAAAUGAUACAAUAUCUGCAUUGACGAUUAGAACACAAAGAGUCGAUCCUUUGAAUGAUUUGAAGAAGUAUAGAGGAGGAUAUAAUAUUACAAACAAGCAUUAUUGGAGUUCCACAAUAUUUACGGGAAAAUUUGGAUACAUCAUUGCAGCGCUAUGGCUCAUCGCUGGCCUAAUUUACGCUAUAAUUCUACUAGUUACAUCUCUUUGCUGCAACAAGAGAAGGAAAAGAAAAGAGAACAAGAAACUUCUCUGCAGUAGAAAAUACAAUCUCUGGCCUGUUCUCCUCGCAAUUAUUCUCACUCUUCUAGCUAUAGUUGCAUCUGGAGUAGCACUCAGUGGUAGCGUUGGAUUCAACUCGAGAGCCAAAAUAAUCAAGAACAUUAUCCUUGAUGCAGCAAAUAAUGCUUCAGGAACUAUUUAUAGCGUCACAGAUGCUGUCAAGGCAAUGCAAAAUGAUUCACAGAUUUACAGGAGAUUAGAUAGAUCCGGACGGCUUAAUUCUACAUUGCAAAGGCUUGAUGGAGACGCUGAUCGUAUUGAGAGAAAGGCUGGAAAAACUAUGCAUUAUCUCAAUAAGGGUCUUAAAAUUUUGAAUGUGGUGACUAUAGUCACAGUUUCAGUAAACUUGGUUGCUGUUAUUGGAUUACUAGUAUCAGGGCCUUUUCUGAGACUCCGAAGAAUUUUUCAUAUGCUUAUCAUCAUAUGUUGGGUAUUGAUAAUCCUCUUCUGGGUAUAUUUUGGAUUGUACUAUUUUCUGAACAAAUUUGCUGGCGAUACUUGUGCAGCUCUUGAUGAAUUUAGGCAAGAUCCAAGAAACAGCACUCUAAGCUCGAUUCUGCCAUGUAAUGAUCAAACUUCAGCAAAGACAGCUUUGCAUGAUGUUGGAGCAGGAAUCCACAAUAUAGUUGAUCAGGUAAAUGCAAACAUACCAAGCCUGCAAUCAUUAUCACAACAAGGUGUAGAAUACAUCUGCAAUCCAUUCUCAGGGCCACCUGAUUACAAUUACCAGCCAGAGAAUUGUUCUUCCAAUACAAUUCAAAUAGGAAACAUACCCCAAUUACUAAAAGCAUAUUCAUGCUCAAAUGAAACAUGUAAACAAGGAGAAUUCAUAUCAGCUGGCAAUUAUAACAAAGCAGUUGUAUAUACCAGCUCAAUUCAAGAAAUAGUUGAUGCUUAUCCCGGUAUGGAGAGCUUAGUAGACUGCAAGUUGGUAAAGGAUGCAUUUUCAAAGAUUUUGUUCGAAGAAUGCAAACCUUUGAAGAAACACGUGCACAUUGCGUGGGCAGCAUUUGUUGCUCUGUCGACUAUUAUGGUCAUUAUGGUACUUUUAUGGAUUGUUGAAGAUCGUCGUGAGAGUAAAUGUUGUUCUGUUGAUGGAUCUGUGAAGCCUCAUUCGAGCCCGAGACAGAGUUCAGAAGUUGAUGUAAAUGAAAUGGCAUACAGAGAUACUGAAUUUAGACAGGAGGCAUGAAUUUUGAGAUAGAUGAGUUUGUUUUUCACUGUAAAUAAUAUUUCUAGCAGGAGAAGAUACAGGUCUUCCCUUAUACUUGGAGAAUUUUUUUUUCAAGAUUUAAAUAAACGAGAAUGAUUUUUUUAUCUCUUUCUCAUAUGUAGAGAGCUAGAUGAAGUGGCUAACCUGUAAUGAACCUUGAAAUAUUUUUCUUUCAUCACGAAAGA
Messenger RNA from Asparagus officinalis (garden asparagus), 2006 nucleotides. RefSeq lists its product as uncharacterized. The record is from RefSeq and is a predicted model, not a curated record. Lineage: Eukaryota; Viridiplantae; Streptophyta; Magnoliopsida; Asparagales; Asparagaceae. Gene Ontology annotation, cellular component: membrane. Bases 163 to 1800 code for a protein of 545 amino acids. The transcript is spliced from 12 exons.